AUGAGGACGAGGCAGUCUGGGCAAGCAGGCGCGGACCUUUGGCUUGGAACUCACAGAGAGCUCUCGAGCUGGCGCCACUCAUUCCCUGCAUUGGCAGUGGGCUGGUUGCAGUGUGCAUCACCAAAAUGUACCCAUGCCAGAUUGCCAGCUUCCGAGUUCCUGCGAACGUGCAUGAGCUGGUCGCUCUGCCGCUUUCUAUCCUACUGGCUUUCCGUUUUCAACUGUCCUAUGAUCGCUGGUGGCAGUCAAGGCAGCAUGUCCAGGACGUUGGCACAAAUGCUGUUGCCAUUGCCAUGUCAGCGGCGAACAACCAGGACUCAACACAGAUCUCCCUCACCGGGAAGAUCCAGGCAGACAUCGAGCAGAACGAGCAUCGCCUCCUUGGACUGCUGGACGCUGCCUGUGCCAGCAUUGAGAAUAAGCUCUCCGCUGGCAAGCCGCCCCAUCCGGUCAAUGAUGCCCAUGUUUGGGAACCUAUGGACGCCCACCUGGAUGAAGCCGAUGCCAAAGCUUUCGCAACGGCUGGACACCCCACCCUCUGGUGCUUCGACACCAUCUUCAGCACCAUCCACAGGGGCCAGAUGCUGGGCGCCUACUCCCCUGAGCUGGCGAGUGGGAUGUAUGAGCGCGCCACUGCCAUGCUCGCCGGCUUCCGGUUCUGCCAGAUGGUGCUGA
Symbiodinium pilosum is the source of this 675-nucleotide messenger RNA. The record is from the annotation of a GenBank genome assembly. Lineage: Eukaryota; Dinophyceae; Suessiales; Symbiodiniaceae.